Messenger RNA from Cyphellophora europaea CBS 101466, 3321 nucleotides. RefSeq names its product NAD(P)(+) transhydrogenase (AB-specific), alpha subunit. The transcript has 4 exons. Gene Ontology annotation, biological process: NADPH regeneration; proton transmembrane transport. Gene Ontology annotation, molecular function: NAD binding; NADP binding. The coding region runs from base 1 to 3321 and encodes 1106 amino acids. The record is from RefSeq and is a predicted model, not a curated record. Lineage: Eukaryota; Fungi; Ascomycota; Eurotiomycetes; Chaetothyriales; Cyphellophoraceae. Gene Ontology annotation, cellular component: mitochondrial inner membrane.
AUGUUACCACGUACCUCCUGCUCGCGGCUACUCUUCAGCCCACCAAGGCUGUCUCCUAGGUCCUGUUUGAGAGCUACCGUUCCAGAAAUCCUCAGGAGGCAGCCCGGCCCCGCCCUCUCUGCCAAGACAACCACCCGCUCCGCCCACCAUGAGAGCAAUCCUACCAAGCGCCCUACUGUCCUGCUCGACCAGUUCAAGCGGCCUAUUACUGGCACCUCCGGCACAGCCUCCAUCCUACGAGCCCUUCACGACGCCUCUACGUCCGGUGCUGGUGAACCCAUUCCCUACGCUAACCUGACAGUUGGUGUCCCCCGAGAGACCUACCCCAAUGAACGCCGUGUAGCCCUCACGCCGCCCAACGUGGGCCUCCUUCUCAAGAAGGGUUUCAAGCAGGUUCUCAUUGAGCGCAACGCCGGCGCUGCCGCCGAGUACUCCGAUGAAGCCUACUCUCACGCGGGAGCCACGCUCGUCGAUGCCCCCACCAUCUGGUCCUCCUCAGACAUCGUGCUGAAGGUCCGUCCGCCGGAGAUCGCCGGCCAGAUCGACGCCAUGAAGCCUGGCUCAACCGUCAUUUCCUUCCUGCAGGUCUCGACGCAGCGUGACAAGGUCGAUGCCCUGGCCGCACGCGGCGUGACCAGCUUCGCCAUGGAGCAGGUGCCGCGCAUCACGCGCGCACAGGCUUUUGAUGCCCUGUCUUCAAUGGCCAAUAUUGCGGGCUACAAGGCUAUUCUGGAGGCUUCGAACCACUUCGGCCGCUUCCUAACCGGCCAGGUCACAGCGGCCGGCAAGAUCCCGCCGUCCAAGGUGCUGGUUAUUGGUGCGGGCGUUGCCGGCCUGAGUGCCAUCACGACGGCGAGGCGCAUGGGCGCUAUCGUGCGCGGCUUUGACACGCGGGCUGCAGCACGCGAGCAAGUACAAAGCUUGGGAGCGGAGUUUCUCGAGGUCGAGAUCCACGAAGAGGGCGACGGGCAGGGUGGCUACGCGCGAGAAAUGAGCAAGGAGUUCAUCGAGGCCGAGAUGCGUCUCUUCCUCGAGCAGUGCCGCGAGGUCGAUAUCGUGGUGACCACGGCGCAGAUCCCCGGUAAGCCGAGUCCGAAACUGCUGCUCGAGGAGGCCGUCAUGGCCAUGAAGCCCGGCAGCGUCGUGGUGGAUCUGGCGGCCGAGGGCGGCGGCAACUGCGUGCUCACCAAGCCCGGCGAGCUCAUCACCACGCGCAACGGCGUCAAGAUCAUCGGCUACACCGAUUUCGCCAGCCGGCUGCCCACGCAGGCCAGCAACUUGUACAGUAACAACGUCACGAAGCUGCUGCUCAGCAUGAGCCCCAAGGAUGCCUCCUUUGGCGUCGAUCUACAGGAUGAGGUCGUGCGCGGCGCCAUCGUCACGCACGGCGGCGAGGUCCUGCCACCGGCGCCACGGCCUGCCCCGCCGCCACCAACCCAGAAACCCGUCGUCGAAGAAGAGCCGCGGAAGGAGCUGACGCCGCUACAGCGGGCCCAACGACGCGUCGCCGCCGUCUCGGGCGGCAUGCUGUCGGCCCUCGCGCUGGGGAAAUUCACCACGCCCCUCUUCAUGAGCAACGCCUUCACCGUCGGCCUCGCCGGCCUGAUCGGCUACCGCAGCGUCUGGGGCGUCAUCCCCGCCCUGCACUCCCCGCUCAUGAGCGUCACCAACGCCAUCUCCGGCAUCGUCGGUGUCGGCGGCCUCUUCGUCAUGGGCGGCGGCUACCUCCCCGCCACGGUGCCGCAGUUCCUCGGCGCGGCGAGCGUGGCCCUCGCCUUCGUCAAUAUCGGCGGCGGCUUCGUCAUCACCAAGCGCAUGCUCGACAUGUUCCGCAGGCCCAUGGACCCCAGCGAGUAUCCCUGGCUGUACGCCGUGCCCGCGGGCUUGUUUGGCAUGGGCUUCGUGGCCGCGGCGAGCACCGGCAUGGCGGGCCUCGUGCAGGCCGGGUACCUCGUCAGCUCGCUGCUGUGCAUCAGCAGUAUUUCCGGCCUGGCGUCGCAGGCGACGGCGCGUCAGGGCAAUCUGCUGGGUGUUCUGGGGGUGGGCAGCGGCGUGCUGGCCAGUCUGGCGGCCGUGGGGUUCGCGCCGCCCGUGCUGGCGCAGUUCGGCGUCAUUGCUGGUGUCGGCAGUCUGGUGGGCGCGCUCAUCGGGCGGCGCAUCACGCCCACGGAGCUGCCGCAGACCGUGGCCGCGCUGCAUAGCGUGGUCGGCCUGGCGGCCGUGCUGACGAGUAUCGGCAGCGUGUUGGCCAGUACGGGCGCACACCUGACCGUGCUGCACAUGGUGACGGCGUACCUGGGCGUGCUGAUCGGUGGCGUCACCUUCACCGGCUCGAUCGUCGCGUUCCUCAAGCUGGCGGGCCGCAUGAGUUCCCGACCGACCAUCCUCCCCGGGCGACACGCGCUGAAUCUCGGUCUCGUGGCCGCCAACGCCGGCACCAUGGGAGCCUUCCUCACCAUGGCGCCCGGAAGCCCAUUGAUCGCGGCGGCCGCCCUCAGCGCCAACACGGCCCUCUCCUUCGCCAAGGGCUUCACGACCACGGCGGCCAUCGGCGGCGCCGACAUGCCCGUCGUCAUCACGGUGCUCAACGCCUACAGCGGCUUCGCCAUCGUCGCCGAGGGCCUCAUGCUGGACAACCCGCUCCUCCUGACCGUGGGCUCUUUGAUCGGCGUCUCCGGCUCUAUUCUGUCCUACAUCAUGUGCGUGGCCAUGAACCGCAGUUUGACCAACGUGCUCUUCGGCGGCAUCGCGGCGCCCCAGGCCGUCGACACGGACAAGAUCACCGGCACCGUCACCAAGACGAGUGUGGACGAGACGGUCGAGGCCCUCGCGGGCGCGGACAGCGUCAUUAUCGUCGUGGGCUACGGCAUGGCGGUCGCCAAGGCGCAGUAUGCCAUCGCCGAGAUGACACAGUUGCUGCGCUCCAAGGGCGUGAAUGUCCGGUUCGCCAUUCACCCCGUCGCGGGCCGCAUGCCGGGCCAGUGUAAUGUCCUGUUGGCCGAGGCGUCGGUGCCGUACGACAUCGUGCUGGAGAUGGAGGAGAUUAAUGAUGAUUUUGGCGAGACGGAUUUGGUCUUGGUCAUUGGCGCGAAUGAUACGGUGAAUCCGAUUGCGUUGGAGCCGGGGAGUCCGAUUGCGGGCAUGCCGGUGUUGCAGGCGUGGAAGAGUAAGGGGGUCGUGGUCAUGAAGAGGGGGAUGAGUAGUGGGUAUGCGGAUGUGCCGAAUCCGAUGUUCUACAUGCCGAACACGAAGAUGCUGUUUGGGGACGCGAAGACGACGUGUGAUGAUGUGGAUCUAAUGGCGCUAUACGACUGGGGCUGA